AUGAUUUACACUAAAGUGAAUGGAAAACAAGUUUAUACCACUAUAUUAAUAUGUACGGUACUCUCAACUACGUGCGCCGAACCGGAACCGAAGAAAUAUAAGCCUGAAAUAAAAGAAAAGGAUAAAGAGGCAGAUUCAAGUUUAACAGAGGAAGAACGGCAGUUUUUAAGAGAAGUUGAAGCCAAAUUUGGCGUUAAGGAUGAUGUUUUGAAUGAAAGUAAAAAGAAUAAUAAAGAAAAACCUGAAGAAAAAAUAGAAGACAAGUCACAACUAGAAGCUAUUAAGCCACCGUUUCCAGCUGUAAUUGCAAUCGAAAUAGUUAAUGAUACAGAUACUGAUACACAAUCUAAAGGAAAGCGAACAAUUGAUGCUAAUCUUGGCUAUGGUUAUAAAACCAAUAAUGGAUACUCAUAUACGUAUUUAGGGAAAUCAGGACAAGAAAAAGGAAAGUUUAUGAUUUAUCCCUAUUCUCAAGAAGAUAUUCCACCUCCAAAUCCAAGAGACUAUCAAUCACAAAAUUUACCAGCGAAUGUUGAAAUUCAACCAUCUCGUGCUUUUGAAUUGGUCGAGCAACAAUCUUAUCAGCAGGCAAAACAAUCAUCAGAUCCAAGAACUAAUUACGAUACAAUCAAAGGAUUAGUAUCACCUCCUCCAGCUUAUUCAGCUCCUGAUCCAAUACAAACAUCAACUCCAACUACUACUCUAUACACUACUUACAAUGGGCAAGGACUAUCAGAUUUAAGUGGAAAAUUUCCUGUUGUAAUGCCAAACUAUUUCAUAGAUUCAUCACAGCUGUUGAAAUAUCCCCAAUACCAAAGUGCAGGUAUAACUCAGGAUCAUUUGCGUGCACAAGGUGCUCCAGUUCAGCAAAGAGUGGUUCCAGUUUUAGUUUUAAGAAUCCCAAGCUCCUACCUUAAAAACCCCACAGCGGAAUUAUAUCCAAAUUUACCUCAGAACUAUCCCUUAUCUCAGUACCUAAAUCAUGUAAAUUUGCAAGAAGUAGUUAACAAUUAUUUUAAGAAAAUAGGAUAUUCUGUCGCACCUCAAGUAAGCACAUAUCAAAAUACUCAUGUUCCUGAAACUCUACCAGUACCAGUUUCAACGCCUGUAACUAAUUAUGAACCACAGACCUAUGCCACUCCUUAUGUACAACCGUCAUACACUCAAGCUGAUGUUUCUGGUGUUCAGUAUUCAGCAGUUAAACCGGUAAUGGCUAGAUAUCCUCAAACAUAUAUGCGGCCACAUUAUUAUAUUCCACCACCUCAAUUUACUUACCAACAACCUGCUCAUUCCGCUUAUCAACAACCUAUUUACGUCGCUCAACCCGUAUACCAACAACCUGCUCAACAGUAUCAAUAUACGUACCAAUAUGUACCCAAAUCUAUUCAACAACAAGCUUACUAUAUCCAGCCACAGUAUCAUCAAUCUGAGCAACAAGUAGCCUCACAAGAGGCACAACAGGAACAGGCUACUGUUAGUCAGGAAACAAAUGUCCAAAACUCAGCCGGUCAGGUGGAAUAUGGAGUUCCCCAACAAGAAACAGUCCAAGUAACUCCUGCAACUCCGAUUACUGAACAUGGUACUUCAGAACCACAAACAGUUGAAUUAAAUGCAGCAGCUCAACCAGCGGUAGCCCAAUAUGAAACUACUAACUCAGUUUCUCAAGAAUAUGGCGUUCCGAAACAACAAAACGUGGAAUACACUAUAAGACACGCAGCAUCUCCAGAUCCAGGUCCUACUAAAGUAACAAUCCCCGUGUAUACUGUCCCUCAACAUACAAUAACUCAGCAAUAUAGUGUACCUCAACAAGUUGUUCAAAAGGAGGUAAUAUCUGUGUAUCAGCCAUCACAAUCAGGACAUAUACCUCGUCAUAAUUUUAAUUUACACACGGAGGCUGGAGCGACAGAUACACAAAGUUAUAUAUAUAAAAAACAAGUGACUCCUGAUAAUGCUGAGAACUUAGUAUUGACUGAGAACUAUCCUAGUAAAGAUCACACAAUCGCCACAGUUUUACCGCUUAGUUACAAGCUUAAUAAAAGGCCUCAAAGUGCAGCAGUCCAAUCUGUCAGCUACGUAACUCCGAUGCCGUUUUCUUCUAAAUAUCAGUCUCAGUAUAGAAUAAUGGUACCACAGAUGAUAUUCAAAACUGCAACACCUGAAAAAGUGACGUAUGUAAACUCGCAAUCUCUUCCCUACAAUCAAAAUAGUAGUCAAGAACAAAAUCCAGAAGCAGAAUACACAGUACCUGCCCACUAUGUACCUCCUGUAGGCAAACAGAGGCCUCCAUAUUACCCUAGAAAUUAUCAUUCUCAUCCCAAACGAAUGGCAAAGUUAGAAAUCAAGCCAGAAAACUCGAGGAAGCACGUUGAAAUACAUGAAAGGAAGAAAUCCGUUUAG
Achroia grisella is the source of this 2397-nucleotide messenger RNA. RefSeq lists its product as uncharacterized. NCBI's taxonomy places the organism in Eukaryota, Metazoa, Arthropoda, Insecta, Lepidoptera, Pyralidae. The transcript is spliced from 2 exons. Bases 1 to 2397 code for a protein of 798 amino acids. The record is from RefSeq and is a predicted model, not a curated record.